AUUCAACCUCAUUGAAUUUUCUCUCUCUUCUGCAAACGUUUCGAGUUCGAGAUUCUAAUCGAUUCCGAUCAUGGCUUCUGCCGCCGAUCCCGUUGUCUCCUCCGUCGCGCCUGCUGCCGCUGUGGCGGUGGAGAACAAUUCGAAGUCGAAGAAACCUGCAGCCUCUAAAGAUUUGUCGAAGGCUAAGAAAUCAUCUGGUGCGAAGAAGACCAAAUCUUCGCCGACUCAUCCUCCUUUCUUUCAGAUGAUUAGCGAAGCGAUCGUAUCGCUGAAGGAGAGGACAGGCUCGAGUCAGUACGCCAUUACUAAGUUCAGCGAAGAGAAGCACAAGGUAUUGCCAUCGAAUUUCAGGAAGCUCUUGCUUGUUCAUUUGAAGAAGCUUGUCGCCGCUGAUAAACUCGUUAAGGUCAAGAACUCGUACAAGCUUCCAUCGGCGCGCUCUGUCCAGUCGAAAUCUUCAUCCGCGCCUGUCGUCGCUAAGAAAACAACGAUCUCAAAGCUCAAGGCAGCCGCGAGUGUGAAGAAGGCGGCCGCUGUUGCUAAACCGAAGGCGAAAACUGCUGUGAAACCUAAGCCAAAUGGCGUGGUGAAGCCGAAGACGAUCGCAAAAUCCAAGGUCGUCCAGAAGCCAAAGGCCGCCGCUGUGGCCAAGCCUAAGGCGGCGGAGAAGGUGAAGAAGGUCGCUCCAAAGCCGAAACCUAAAUCAAAGCCUUCUAAAGUUGCCAAAACGUUGUCCCGAACAUCGCCAGGAAAGAGAGUCGCACCAGCGACGAAGCCGAAGAAGGUAGCGGUGAAGAAGUCAAAGACAGUAAAGUCGCCGACGAGGAAAUUGCUGGCCAGAAAAGUGAAGAAAUGAAUCGUUUAGGGUUUUGAUCGAUUUCUAGGGUUUGUUACUACUUACUACUCUCAGUUCGUCGCAAUGUAAAUUAGGGCGACGAGGUUGCAAUCACACUAAUUUUAUUUCAAUUCAACGGUUUAUCAAAUUAAUCCUCCUUCUCUGUGUUCUU
Cucurbita pepo subsp. pepo (vegetable marrow) is the source of this 1007-nucleotide messenger RNA. Its product is annotated as histone H1. NCBI's taxonomy places the organism in Eukaryota, Viridiplantae, Streptophyta, Magnoliopsida, Cucurbitales, Cucurbitaceae. Gene Ontology annotation, biological process: nucleosome assembly; chromosome condensation; negative regulation of DNA recombination. The record is from RefSeq and is a predicted model, not a curated record. Gene Ontology annotation, cellular component: nucleus; nucleosome. Gene Ontology annotation, molecular function: structural constituent of chromatin; nucleosomal DNA binding; double-stranded DNA binding.